This is a messenger RNA of Mitosporidium daphniae, 894 nucleotides long. RefSeq names its product t-SNARE family protein. The coding region runs from base 1 to 894 and encodes 297 amino acids. Gene Ontology annotation, cellular component: SNARE complex; endomembrane system; plasma membrane. Gene Ontology annotation, molecular function: SNARE binding; SNAP receptor activity. NCBI's taxonomy places the organism in Eukaryota, Fungi, Microsporidia. Gene Ontology annotation, biological process: vesicle fusion; exocytosis; intracellular protein transport. The record is from RefSeq and is a predicted model, not a curated record. The transcript is spliced from 2 exons.
AUGCUUGGUCGUCUUGGAGAGCUUGUUGGCGAUCGCAAGGAAGAUGACGAAAAAGAAAGAUCUAGUGGCGACAUUGAAAAGGGGAUUGAUAAGAAGACUGAAAGUCGGGAUCUCGAUGGAGACCCAGAUGCGAAAAUCGCAGGAAUGUCCGCAUUUUACACAAAGUCUGAACAGUUGCGUUCUGGUAUUGCAAACCUUCAAGCAUCGACAAAAGAGUUAGAGGAUCUCCAUCGAAUGGUUCUUGACGAAAAGGGGGCAACAAGCGGAUCCUCAUCCUCUUCAAAGGCAACUACGUUGGCAUCAGGGCUCGGAGCAACCGUGGCAGGCCUGCGAAAAGAACUCGAUCGCCUAAGACGAGAAAAUGAAGACAUUGCCAAAAAACUUUCACCUGGCAAUCCAUUUGUUCGAAUCAGAGGUGCACAGGUGACUCAGCUUUCCGUGUCUCUGCUUUCAACAAUUCAAGACUUUGAGGAUGUGCAGACAAAGUACCGUCAAAAAUACCAAGACAAACUGCAGCGACAGUAUAAAUUUAUCAAGCCCACUGCAACGAAUACAGAGCUGGAAAGGCUGAUUGACGUCGCCGACGGCAAUGGGGGUGGUGCGUCUGGAGUCGGUCUCAUCAGGGCACAGAUCUCUGCACUUGGAGAUUCACGAACCGAGGCGCGCAUAGCACUGGAGCAAAUGCGCAGUCGGCACAAAGAUAUUGUUGCGAUUGAACAAAGCAUCAUCGAGUUGCAUGCUCUCUUUUUGGAGAUGAAAAACCUUGUCUACGAACAGGGAGAUAUGAUCAAUUCGAUCGAAGCUUCUGUGGAGGCUGCAGAAAAUUACACGCGCAAAGCAGAUGAUCAGUUAAAAUCUGCCGUCAGACACCAGCGUGCACGAUGGAAGGUAUGA